CCACGGAAAUGUUUUUUGAGCGACAAAGGUGUCGUGCAAUCGGGCUCUGCUUAGUACUCGAGUUGUACAAAUUGAUGGCGCAGGUGUUCAAUCGGCUUUUUAUGUUUGCCAUUCUCUCUUUAGUCGCCACUUCUCCGUCCUAUCGCAGUGUGGAGACGGGGAGGGAGUUAGGGUUACUAAGGCCAGUCUUCUGUCAGCUAGAAGGGAACAACAGUAUGGUGCCUUAACGGCUGUUUGUUUACCUAACGAAGGAAAGGACUUCGAAGAAACAACAGCUCUUAUCUACAUUCACCUGUACAUAACCUACUCUGCGAGAAAAAAAAUAUUUUUUACUUUUACUCGGCUUGGCAUGUAAAUGGUCUAUGUACUGAUGUGCCAGUGUUACAAAUGGAAAGGGAGUUUCACUUUGGGAACGUGAGCAUAUCCCUAGUGCUCAUGUUGUUGUUGAGGGCUCUGACUGGGACUUGUCCGACUCUAAGCUUAGCCGCCGGGAGAGAGCACCAACCCGCAGCCGCACUGGGGUCACACACAGCCGGGGAAGAUGGAACCGAAGGGCUCUUGGUGGAACGGGGCUUGGAAAGUAUCGGCGGUCCUGUUCCGGUUGUUAUCGGGGACGUGACCGUGGAGGAUCAUGAUGAUGAGAGCGGGGCGACCGGGGAGGGCGAGGAGCCGUACGGAGAAAGUAACGGCAACAUCAAACCCACACGCUCUCUGGUGAUCAUCAGCACUCUAGACGGUCGUAUCUCAGCUCUGGACCCCUACAACCAGGGGCGCAAACAGUGGGACCUGGACGUAGGCUCAGGAUGUCUGGUCUCAUCCAGCCUCAGCAAACCAGAGGUGUUUGGUAAUAAGAUGUUCAUCCCAUCGUUGGACGGAGCGUUGUUCCAGUGGAAUAGAGACAGGGAGAGCAUGGAAGCUGUUCCCUUCAGUGUCGAGUCUCUCCUGGAGUCGUCCUAUCGUAUCGGGGAAGACACUGUCCUGGUGGGGGGCAAGAGUCUCACAAGCUACGGUCUGGGAGCCUACAGCGGCAAGCUGAGAUAUAUCUGCUCAGCAGUUGGCUGUAGCCGCUGGGGGGAGGAGGAGACAGAGUCUGAGGAUGUGUUGCUGCUGCAGAGAACCCAGAAGACCGUCAGGGCCGUCCGACCACGCUCCGGCUUGGAGAAGUGGAACUUCAGCGUGGGGAACUUCGAGCUGAAGUUUGUUCCCGACAAACAGCUGACCAGCAACUUCCUGGAGGGAGAGAUGGCGAACGGCGAGGCCAUGUGGAAGGAGGAGCAGAGGAGCAGCGGGCAGAAGGUUAUCAUGGAGGAGACCACAGACAACCACAGACACACGACAACAGACACGCACACUGACACAUCUGGGACACCUGACCUGGUCAUCAAGGUGUCCGUUCCUGACUGGAAGGUGAUAGCCUUCAGCACCCAGCCUGGAGGACAGCUGGUCUGGGAACAGCAGUUCUGCACGCCCAUCGCCUCUGCCUGGUUGGUUGGCGGGGGGAAGGUGACGGCCAUCAGCCUGUUUGAUGACACGCCCUACAGCAGUCGCGCUGACGCGGAGGAGCAGGAAGAGGAGGAUGAGGACAUUAUGGAGGCUGCUCGGGAAGCUACUGAGUCCAGCGUAUACCUGGGUAUGUAUCAGGGUCAGCUGUACCUGCAGUCAUCCGUCAAGAUCUCAGAAAAGUUCCCAUGUAAAGGCCUAAACGGGCCUGGCCCAGACCCGGACACCAUCCCCACUAUCAGAUGGAAACCCCUCAUACAUUCUCCAUCUCGGACGCCUGUGCUGGUUGGUUCUGAUGAGUUUGACAAGUGUCUGAACAACGACAAGUUCUCUCAUGAAGAAUACAGCAACGGAGCUCUGUCUGUCCUGCAGUACCCAUAUGACAACGGGUACUACUUCCCAUACAGUAAGCGUUACCGUGGGCGACGUGGCGUGGCGGAGGUGUCUCUGCUGAAGGGUGGUGGUGCGGCGGAGAAGAAGAGGAGGAAGGAUCCGGUGCUGUUACUGCCCUGGUGGAAAGAGAUUCUAGGGACCAUGGUCUUCUGUAUCGCUGCUACCACCUACAUAGUCAGGAAGUUUUUCCACCCCCCCGCCCCUGUGGCAUAUAUACGGCAACGCAAGGAGUCGGAGACUCAGUGUCAGACCGACAGCAAGUAUGACCUUGAGGUGGCCGAACCCAAAGAGAUAGUUGUCAUGGAGACCCGCUCAAGUGAAUAUGUGUCCAGGUACCUGACUGACUUUGAGCCGGUUCAGUGUCUGGGUAGAGGCGGGUUUGGGGUCGUGUUUGAGGCCCGGAACAAGGUGGAUGACUGCAACUACGCUAUCAAGAGGAUCCGCCUGCCCAACAGAGAGCUAGCCAGGGAGAAGGUGAUGCGAGAGGUGAAGGCUCUUGCCAAGCUCGAACACCCAGGGAUCAUCCGUUACUUCAACGCCUGGCAGGAGAGCCCCCCAGAGGGCUGGCAGGAGGGCCAGGACCAGCGCUGGCUGGAGGAGAGCACUACCGACUGGCCACAGAGCUCCCCCGACCACAUGGAGGUGCUGUCUGUCAAAGUGCCCAUCUCUUCUGUGUCUGGGCUGGGCGGGGCCUUCAUCACUGACCACGACCAAUCCAUGCUCUUCAGCUCCGCAGGCGGGGCCAUGGGAUUUGGAGGCGGGUCUGACCUCCCCUUCCCACUGCUGAAUGGUCAGGACAGUAUGAUGUCAGAGCUGGAUAGCCAACCAGACCCGGAGGCCUCGGCUUCAGACACGCCCCACUCCUUUGAGCUGUGCCCCCCCCGCGGCCCCAGCGACUGCACCUCGUCCUCUUUCGACAUCGUGUUCGAGGACUCAGGCUGCGACCGCGACGCCGACCCCGACCCUGAGGUCACGACCCCCUCAGGAGCCUCUGGAUUGGCCAGUCCCCCGCUCACUGAGAAGGCUAGCUCCUCCUCCUCCCACACCAGAGGAGCAGACCCUCUCCCCGUACCCACCAUACCCUCCUCUCCCUCUAUCCCUUCCUCCUCCUCUCCUCCACGCCCCACCUCCCUCUCCCUCUGCCUUGUCCCCAGCCCCUCCCGGACCCCCCCAGCCCCGCGGCCCCAGCCCUCUCCUAAGGUGUACCUGUACAUCCAGAUGCAGCUGUGUCGUAAAGACACCUUGAAGGAUUGGAUGUCUCAGAGAUGUCUGCCUGAACAAAGGGAACAUUCUCAGUGUCUGGGCAUAUUUCUGCAGAUCUCAGAGGCCGUUCACUUCCUCCACAACAAGGGCCUGAUGCACAGAGAUCUCAAGCCCUCCAAUAUCUUCUUUACAGUGGAUGAUGUGGUGAAGGUUGGAGACUUUGGUCUGGUGACAGCCAUGGACCAGGAAGAGGAUGAGGAUGAACCAGGACCCUUGACCCCCAUGCCGAGCUACGCCCGUCACACCGGACAAGUUGGCACCAAACUAUACAUGAGCCCAGAACAGUUGUCUGGUAACCUGUACUCUCACAAAGUGGACAUCUACUCUCUGGGUCUGAUCCUGUUUGAACUGCUCUGUCCCUUCAGGACACAGAUGGAGAGAGUCAGGACUCUGACUGAAGUCCGAGGGCUGCAGUUUCCUGCUGUCUUCUCCAAGAACAACAUCCAGGAGCUGGGCAUGGUUCGUAGCAUGUUGUCCCGUAACCCGGCCGAGCGUCCCGAGGCCGCUGACAUCACAGAGGAGCCUCUGUUUCAGGAACUGGAAGUCCCGUGUCGCCAGGCGGUCCGACAACGAUCCCGGACAUACAGCGCCUCGUCUGCUGGAUGGCCUGCACGUACCUCUACUGCUUCCUCCUGAACACACACACACACACACACACACACACACACACACACACACACACACACACACACACACACACACACACACACACACACACACACACACCAGUCUCCUCUGCUCCCCCAUCACACCAGUCUACUGCCUGACGUAUAUUAUAUGUAAUUGUCUAUGAAGAGCAGUUGCUGAAGAUACCAUUCAGUCAGUCAACUCUCCACAACUCUCCCUUCUCCCUCCUACACACCACCAAAGAGACCCUGUAUGACGUCUGUCUCUCACAUCGUUCCCACCAGUAACCUACUACUGUAUCCAUCUCUCCCUCGUGCUGAACCCUGUACCAUAUCUACAGGACACCCUGUCCUAACAUGAAUGUCCUUAACAACUCGUAACUGGUACUGAGAACUGGAGGCUGAGAACUGGAGGCUGAGAACUGGAGGCUGAGAACUGGAGGCUGAGAACUGGAGGCUGAGAACUGGAGGCUGAGAACUGGAGGCUGAGAACUGGAGGCUGAGGCAGACAUGCCUGACUUGGGAGAAAAUCAUUUUCCUGCUUGUUCUGUUUGAGAUAAUGAGAUGUCUUGCUUAGGCCUUAAGAGGUUUGGGAGGUGUUUAACUGCCUUGGGGGUUUGGGAAUGAGAGGAGGGGGUUUGGGAAUGA
Messenger RNA from Coregonus clupeaformis (lake whitefish), 4430 nucleotides. RefSeq names its product eukaryotic translation initiation factor 2-alpha kinase 3 (gene eif2ak3). Gene Ontology annotation, biological process: protein phosphorylation. Gene Ontology annotation, molecular function: protein kinase activity; protein binding; ATP binding. The transcript has 17 exons. The record is from RefSeq and is a predicted model, not a curated record. Lineage: Eukaryota; Metazoa; Chordata; Actinopteri; Salmoniformes; Salmonidae. Bases 388 to 3792 code for a protein of 1134 amino acids.